AAUACCAAGAAACAGAGCGCAACACAGACACAGAAGAAUGGCUAUGGGGCGGGAGAGGCGCAUCAAGCUUCUCAUGGCAGUUGUCCUGCUCCUCACCUUGGCGAAAGGGAGCAGCUGCAACAAGACAUGCACCGUGGCGGACCUGGAGAUACGGCAUAUCCGGGUCGACAGCUACAAGCAGGACGGCGGCCGCACGCACGAGCAAGAGCAGGAGCACAUGAACUCCGGCGGCGGCGGCGGCGGGCGCAAGCUGAAGCAGCUGCCGAUGGUCAUGGCGGCGUGGGUGUACAACCACUGCCCGUGCAUGGUGGACAACGUGGUGACCUACGCGCCCGACGGCUUCUCCACCAUCUACGCCAACGGGACCGACGAGAGGAUCUUCUCCAAGGUGACGGAGCACCUCUACCUCAUCCACCACGCCGGCCCGCUCCUGCCGGCGGCGAGCUGCCCCCGUUUUCCCCCCUCGCCGCCCGAGAACACAUCUGCCUCUGCCGCCGUCCCGGUCGAUGGGAAGGCGCAAACUGAAGAUUUCAGCUGCCCGUCGACCGCUUUCUUCUACACCUGGUACGAUGAGAUCGAGCUCAAGCCUGCCUUCCUCGUGCCUCACUGCUAGAGUGCUAGCUACUGUACAAGAAAUUCCAUGUCGAUCCACUGGGAUUUCCGUCCGUAUGAUGAUAAAAUAAGUUGUUGGUGAACUAGUGUACUCCGUGUGCGUGGUUUAGCUGUAGAAUCUACUCUUCGAUUCUCACGGAUGUGUAAUCCUCUCAAGGAUCGGAUCUGUUAUGGUUGCAGAAUAAAUCAAUCAAGUAUUUGCAGAA
This is a messenger RNA of Triticum aestivum (bread wheat), 818 nucleotides long. RefSeq lists its product as uncharacterized. The record is from RefSeq and is a predicted model, not a curated record. The coding region runs from base 38 to 613 and encodes 191 amino acids. NCBI's taxonomy places the organism in Eukaryota, Viridiplantae, Streptophyta, Magnoliopsida, Poales, Poaceae. The transcript has 2 exons.